CAAAGCCGGCAUUCAAGUGACGCUCCUCCGUUGACAACAGACAAAUUCUUGGAUCCCAAAGAAAAAAAAAAAAAAGAAGAAAAAAAACGAGUGCCUACGUCAUAAAUGUGACCAUGUGGUAUCUUCUAAUCUAACCUGAGUUUAGAUGACCGUUAGGGAUUGUCCCCAAAUUCGAAAAUAAAACUCCACUUUUCCGUCCAUUCCUCUCUUCGUCGUCCUUCUUCUCUUUCUCUUUUGUCUCUCUGUCGCUUCAAAUUUUUUCCAUUCUUUCUUGUUUUUUGGAUCUUUCUCCCUCUCGCAAGAAGAACUGGAAGAAUGGGGGUCGCCACAGAGAUGCAGCAAGAUCACAAGGGUUCUUCGGAGGGUUCAGCUGCAGCAGAGAAAAAGCGGUGGACCUUGAAUGACUUUGAUAUUGGAAAGCCUCUUGGUAGAGGAAAGUUUGGUCAUGUGUAUUUAGCUAGGGAAAAGAGGAGUAAUCACAUUGUGGCCUUGAAGGUGUUAUUUAAAAGCCAGCUGAAACAGUCCCAAGUUGAACAUCAGCUCCGCAGAGAAGUUGAAAUACAGAGUCAUCUGCGUCAUCCUAAUAUUCUUAGACUCUAUGGCUACUUUUACGAUCAGAAACGAGUGUACUUGAUUCUUGAAUAUGCUGCAAAGGGUGAGCUCUACAAGGAGUUGCAGAAGUGUAAAUAUUUCAGCGAGAGACGUGCAGCUACUUAUAUUGCUUCACUUGCUCGUGCCCUCAUUUAUUGCCAUGGGAAGCACGUGAUACAUCGAGAUAUCAAACCGGAGAAUCUUUUGGUUGGUGCACAGGGUGAACUUAAGAUAGCAGAUUUCGGUUGGUCAGUUCACACUUUCAAUCGCAGAAGAACCAUGUGUGGAACGCUAGAUUACUUGCCACCUGAGAUGGUGGAGAGUGUAGAGCAUGAUGCUAAUGUCGAUAUCUGGAGCCUUGGCGUCCUGUGCUAUGAAUUUCUCUACGGGAUGCCUCCUUUUGAAGCAAAGGAACAUUCAGACACAUAUAAAAGGAUAGUGCAAGUGGACUUGAAAUUCCCAGCAAAACCUAUUGUCUCAUCUGCAGCCAAGGACCUCAUCAGUCAGGUCUGAUCCUUUUCAACCUUACUUAAAUUAUUAGUGUCAAACCAUGUACAUUCAUUUCAUCUGGUUUUCUAUGUUGACAGAUGUUGGUCAGAGAUUCGUCACAACGCCUGCCUCUGCACAAAUUACUUGAGCAUCCAUGGAUUGUACAAAAUGCAGAACCUUCUGGUGUUUACAGGAGCUAGAGUCUUAUCUGUUUCAUUCUUUUGUAAGCAAUCCUUCGGGUUGCAGAAGAUAAUCUUUAGUCGCAUGACUGCGUAGUGUAUUAUGAUCUACUUCCCUACUGGCAAGAUGCAGAAUAUUGACUGUUGUCUGUGUUACAUUGUAUGACAUAAUUGACUCUGAUCAAUGCAAGUGUACAACUGUUCCCUUAUAUUCUCUUGUUCCCCUCGCUACAGGGCUGAUUUUGCUUAUUGGAGAUGAGAGUAUUAUUUUGCGCCACUUGAAUAAACUCUCCUGUAUCCGGUAUUUGAAUUAUUCACCCGCCAAAAAUUGUGAACUUUAUUUACAACAAUCCAAAUGUAGCUCCAGCUAAUCCGCCUGAGGGGGAUUUGGAAUAAUUCAUUUUUGUAUAUCGUGGUGGUUUUUUCUCUUCUUGUUGAAUGAAAUUGUAGCAAUCAUCUUGAAUUGCCUCAAGUACUUGAAGCA
Molecule: messenger RNA, 1743 nt
Organism: Oldenlandia corymbosa var. corymbosa
Lineage: Eukaryota; Viridiplantae; Streptophyta; Magnoliopsida; Gentianales; Rubiaceae
Source: the annotation of a GenBank genome assembly